AUGUGUGUCCUUGUGUCAUAUAACAUACAGUGUCGUUGACCUAAAUAAUCCGAAAUAAUUAUCGUUUUUUUAGCAUACUUUCAAAUACGUCAAUGAGUUCAAUUAUAAUCUAGGUCUAUAAAUUUAAAAUCGGUUAACAUGGCUACGUUCUCUAGGCUUCAUAAAAUUGCGUUGAUAGGUUUAGGUGCAGUUGGUGGAGGUCUCGCUUACUAUCAUAUCGGUAAAAAUGAGAAGAAGUUCGAUGUUCAGAACUCAUGGACUACGAACUAUACCCCCAGUGUCAAGUGGGAAAAGAAUUGGGACCAUCGUGAACCUGAAUCCAUAGUAAAACCAGCAAAAUCAAACAAGCCAGAAGACGAAAACAGAUUUAAUGAACAAGUGGAAAAGGCGAAGAGCAAAGCUGUCAGGCAUUUAUUUCUAAUAAGACACGGACAAUACCAUGUUGAUGGCACUACUGAUUGCGAACGGACUUUAACUGAGUUAGGCAGGCAGCAAGCAGACAUAACUGGCAAGAGGCUAGCAGAGUUAGACAUAAAAUGGGACUUAUUAGUCAGAUCAACAAUGACUCGAGCCCAGGAAACAGCUAAAAUCAUAGCAAAGCAUUUACCAAAAGACAUUGAGAUUAAAGACUGUCAAUUGUUAGAGGAAGGUGCUCCAAUUCCUCCAGAACCGCCUGUAGGACAUUGGAGACCAGAGCCUAGACAGUUCUUCCAGGAUAGCGCGAGGAUAGAGGCGGCGUUCAGGCGCUACUUCUACAGAGCGCCGCCGGAUCAGACUCACGACACGUACACGUUGCUCGUGUGUCACGCUAACGUGAUACGCUUCUUUGUGUGCAAAGCGCUCCAAUUCCCGCCAGAAGCUUGGCUCCGGAUAUCACUAAACCACGCGUCGAUAACAUGGCUGUCGAUAUUACCGAACGGUAACGUAGUGCUGCGCUCGCUCAGCGAUACCGGUCACAUGGAGCCGAAGUACAUCACUAGCCGGUAAACUUCCGGUGCUAUUUAGCUAGUUGUAUUGUGGUUUUUGAUUAAGUAGGUAGUCCUUUUGAGAAUGAGACAAAAUUAAAAAAAAAUAUAGCCUCUCGGUGAACAUUUGUCGACCACAGUUGAGCAAUAUUGUUGAUGGUGAGGGGGAAUGUUGCAGGAGUCUUUAUUCAAAGGUUAUACGCAGUAUUGCUAGCAACUCCGCAACACCUUGUUUCAACUUUGUUGCUAAGCGAUCACCAUAGAUAGAGGGCGUAAGGUUUUGGUUUGUCUCUAUGAGAAUUAGAUGAAUUGAACAUAUGGUAUGCGAUCCAUAUAUAUAGCUUUGAUCGAUAUUAUUAUAUAUCAAAUUGGUUUAAAGCCUGCAACAUGAAUAUGCUUUUAAUUGAAUCUGAUAUAUUUAUUAUAUUUAACCGCUGAUUCUGAAAUGACAGAUUAAUGAUAAUAAAUAAAUCCUGAUUAAAAACCGUUAACAUUUAAAUUUGUAACUUGUGUUACCCACGAAACAAAGACUUACACUACCAGUCUCCUUAUAAAAAAUGUAAUGUUGCGGUAAAAAAUAUAUUUAAAAAAUCCAGCUUACAAUAAUCAUAUAGUUGAGAGGUGUAUUGUUAAAGAAAAUUCCUAAGAAAAAGUGAAAUAAUCAACAAAGCAAUAUUAGCAGUACUAGUGUAACCAGUUCCUUGAAUUAAAGAAAGUUCUUAAAAUCCAUAUCACAUAGAUUUAUUGUCAAUAGAAUUACCUCAUGUAUUAAAUGACAAUACUAAAUGCCAUUUUUAAACACUUACAUAGUGUACUUAGUGCUAGCUCUAUUUAAAUAAUAGUAAUAGGUAAUAAUCAUAAUAAAUUUCAACAGGAAUUAUGAACCUAUAAGAGACUUGUUUGUAAAGGAAAAAAGCAAUUAAACGGAAUACAAGUGAUGUUUUGUACCUUUUUAAAAAAAGAGCAACAUACAUAGGUUACAAAUAAUAUUUAUUCAUUGUAAGUAUGUAGCUAUAUUAAUUUUUAAUGGUAUAGCGACACACACGCCACAAGAUGGCGCGAAAAAUAGAUGGAACUGCUUUUUCUUGUAGCUUUUUUUAAAUAACUUACUUUUUCAUAAAAGAAAAUAGGUACAAUAAAAUAAAUGAUUAAUUAUCUUUUUUUUUUAUUCUAUCAUAAUGCUAAAUAUACAUUUGAAAUAUUAACAAUGACAUGUUUAAUAUCAUAUCAGUUAUGUAUCCUUAUGCAAAGUAAAAAUUAUUAAAUCAAAUUUCAUUUAUAAAGACUUCAAUUCUUAUGAAAUAGUUUGAUAUUGAACUACUAUCACUGCCAAUUGUAGUUUUCAUAUUAUGCAUUGUGUCUUAUAUAGAUAUGUCUGUUAGAUUUUGAUCGUGCUAAUCUCAAUGAAUCUGGAAUGUACCAUGGGCAAAGCCAUAAUGAAACAAUAAUUAUUAUUUUAAAUGACUUAGAUUUGUAUUUUAUAGUUUUUAAAAGUAAACUCAUUUGUUAACUAUAAUGCUGUAAUGUUUUGACAAGUGACGUUUGAGAAUUACUAUGACACCUCAAUGAAGGAAAAAGACAACUAAUAGGUUCUAGCGCCAUCGCUUUCCCACACUGGAAUAAGUACUACUUUAAGGCGUCACGGUAACCAUCUUGUCCAGUAUAGUCUUAUUUUCAAAAUUUGUUGCAAUGAACCAAGUAACGUUAUCUUUUACCAGAAUACCUCAAACUAAACUGUAAUAUUGUAAUGUAAUUAGAAGAAUAUGUAUUUCAUGAAUGUAUAUAAGUGUAAAUACAGUUUUCGAUAACGUAUUAAAAUUGUGAAAGAUU
Molecule: messenger RNA, 2795 nt
Organism: Zerene cesonia (dogface butterfly)
Lineage: Eukaryota; Metazoa; Arthropoda; Insecta; Lepidoptera; Pieridae
Gene: Pgam5
Product: serine/threonine-protein phosphatase Pgam5, mitochondrial
Exons: 5
Coding region: 139-987 (282 amino acids)
Biological process (GO): positive regulation of mitochondrial fission
Cellular component (GO): mitochondrion
Source: RefSeq, a predicted model, not a curated record